AUGGAGUGCCAGCCAAGACCAUCCAGUGCCGCCCAGCCACAGCAGCAGCCGAAUAGGAAGAAGUCGCGGAAGAGAAGGUGCGCCUUCGACGUGGAAGAUCCUUGCCGUGUCGUCUGUUUGCCGCCGCCGCCGCCGCCGCCGCCGCUUGGUCGCCGCCUUCCGGUCCUUGCCGCCGCCGCCGCCUGCCGGGGCUCGUCGCCCGUCGCCCCCGCCUGGUCGCCGCCUGCCGGGGAGUACGCGGAGACGGCGAUGAACGAGCUCCUGGGGUGGUACGGCUACGACAAGGUGGACAGCCGCGACACGCAGGGGCUGAGCCUGCGCCACUUCGCCGCCCCCGCGCCGCGGCCACGACCGCCGCAGCGCCACCAGCCGCGACUGCAGCCGCCCACGCCCCCGCCCGCCCCCGCUGCCGGCAACGCCACCGCUGCUCCUGCGCUGCCCGACGCCGACGGCGACACCGACCCCGACGGCGACAGCAGCGCCAGCCCCACCGCCACCAGCCCAGGUUAUUGUUAG
This is a messenger RNA of Schistocerca americana (American grasshopper), 516 nucleotides long. RefSeq names its product WAS/WASL-interacting protein family member 3-like. The coding region runs from base 1 to 516 and encodes 171 amino acids. The transcript is spliced from 4 exons. The record is from RefSeq and is a predicted model, not a curated record. Lineage: Eukaryota; Metazoa; Arthropoda; Insecta; Orthoptera; Acrididae.